This is a messenger RNA of Gadus chalcogrammus (walleye pollock), 3303 nucleotides long. RefSeq names its product fuzzy planar cell polarity protein (gene fuz). Bases 722 to 2041 code for a protein of 439 amino acids. Lineage: Eukaryota; Metazoa; Chordata; Actinopteri; Gadiformes; Gadidae. Gene Ontology annotation, biological process: vesicle-mediated transport; non-motile cilium assembly. The record is from RefSeq and is a predicted model, not a curated record. The transcript is spliced from 2 exons.
UUAUGGGUCACUUGUAUUUAUAAUUUUUAUGUUUUUUUUGCCUCAGUAAAUUUUAUACCGCACGCUUUGAUAGUUAUUAAUUAUGUAUCGACAUUGUAAUUAGGUCUCAAUUCAAUGCGGUUGAAUGAUGUUCUCAGUAGCGCCCCCCUGCGUCAAAUAUUGAGAAGGGUCCAACUACAGCUCCACCUCCUUAGGCCCCUUAGUUGGCCAAUGGGGGUUGAGCAUGACCUCCCAGUUUUGUGAGCCAAUGGGGUAGCAAUUAAAUGAAGACGGGGGGUGGUUAAAUCCGGUAGUAUCGCGGGACUCAAAAUGCGGAAGUCAAGAAAAAGGAAUUCCAAAGACACAAUUAUUUUAGUUACUCUAACUUCAUACUGAGCUGAGGCAUGUAUUUCAGUAUUUAUAGUUCAAUAGAGUGACAUGUUGGUAUCAAUGGAUGAAACUGCUUUAGCCAUGGAGGAUUUUAAGAUAGAAAAAUCAACGGUGUCAUGUGACCGGUGUGACAUGAGUUGCUGUGGAAACACGAGCCGCUUGGAAUUCUAGUUACUAGUCCAUCUCAACUCAUCCAAACCAUAAUGUACUAACUCAUAUUAAUAUUGGACACUCUUUCCUGUCUCAUAAUGUACCAAGAUAGUACAACGAUGCCUUUUCUACGGAUCAGAUGAGUCCUUUGUCAGGUCUAGAAUUAGAUGAGCCUUAUUCAGUAACAAGUGUCCCAUGAGAGAUGAUGCUGCAGGAUGGCUCAACGCAGAUCCUCUGCCUAACUGCAAACAGUGGCGUUCCUCUGUUCACCAGGGGGGCCUCAAAACAGCUCCCCUUCUCCGUCAUCGGCUCCCUGAACGGAGUCCACAUGUUUGGAGAUGGCCAGGGCGUUGUGUUGUCCAGCUGUCAGACUGACUGUGGCGGUAGAGUUGUAUGGCGCGUCUUCCACGAUAGCGUCAUGCUCAUUGCUGUCAACGGGGGACAACGGUCAUCGGGGGUCAUUCAAGGCCAUGUCAAAGGGGAAGAGCUGUUCUUGGAGCGGCUGCUGGAGAACGUGUGGAACUGCAUGGUGCUGGUGCUGGGAAGGGACGAGCUUACCAACACGAGGAAUGUGGAGCGGCUGAAGAAGGACCUCCGCUCCUGCUUCGGCCUCAUCGACCAGCUGCUGGAGGACAGGCACCAGGGCAUCAUGGGAAACCUGACGCACUGCGCCGACUGCCUCCUGCCCCCCAACCCCGCGCUGGUCCAGGAGGCGGUGAACGGCUUCACCCAGUCUGUGGACAGUGAGUUUGGCUGCCUGGUGGUCCACGGCCGCGUGGCGGCGGCUACGGAGAACUGGUGGCGCCUGGCACCGCAGGAAGUGAUCCUGCUCUCCGCUCUGAUGCGCAUGCUCUCUUCCUCUGGCUCGGCCUCUUGCGACUACCCGGUGUUCCUUCCCCAGGGCAGCCCCACGGUGGCCCACCGGCUCCUCCGCUUCCAGCUGCUCCCAGGGGCCGACGUGUGCGUGCUGUGCGGCCCCACCCCGUCCCUGCAAAAGGCCCAGUGCGACCUGGUGAGGCAGUUCUGGUCCCCGUUGGUGGAGACGCUGAGGGAUUGCCUGGCCGUCGGAGAGCGCUGCCUGCCCAGCACCGUGUCCCUCAGCGUCCCCGACGUGCUGGCCCUGCUGGUCCUGAACCGGGAGGCCCGGCGCUCCGUCUCCUGCGUGCGGGCCAGUGCCGACCGCAGCCCCACCCUGCCCUCCAAAGCCCGCUGCUGGGAGCUGCUCAGGCUCUUCUACAUCUUUGCUGCCACGCGCUACUUCAGCCAGGAGGAGGCGCCAGUUCCCGGCGCUCCGGCAGAGGACAAGGCCCACAGGAGAAGCAGCGCUUCUGGGGACUUUGUGGCUGGAUUUCCCCACCAGCCCAUGCAGUGCUAUCUGGUCACCGAGGAGUGCAAGUGCUACGGCCUGCAGACCCAGCAGCAUCAGCUGUUCCUGCUCACCCCGCUCUCGGUGCCCACCUUCGCCCUGAGGAACGUUGCCACGCAGACCCUCUUGGCUGUCACAGCAGACACUGGGUUUUAAAGAAACAUUUCUUACUGAACAUGUUCAAUGUGUUUCAGGCACAGGCUUUGCUUCUGGCUAUCUGUUUUUUUAACGGGGACUCACCUGUCCAUAGUAUUUAUUUGAAAUAUGAAUUUGGUUUACUGGGAGUUAUGCUGUGUCACUACAUACUGGGGAUCAGUACAGGAUCAACAGUGUCUCAAAUUCAGUUGCCACACCAAAGGGAGGUAACUUGUGAUGUGACUUAGCAACUAUUGCAAAUAGCCCUUCCUGCUAUCAGUUAGCUUACUCUGUGACAGUGUAAGCUUAGCUUUGUGAUUGAACCUAUGCUUGAAUUAUUCACUGUGAGAGACUGAGACCAACUGAGAACUAUAACCCGAGGGCAAUGUCUGACCGUUCUUACUUUUUAUCUAUCCUGUAGUUUCUGUCCCUGUUCAUGUUGCCUUCAACCCUAUGAUUGCUUCAUUUGAAAUAUCUAAUGAUUGUCUAAUACUGGCAUUGAUUAUUCUUUGUAUUCUUGCCAAUUGAGUGAUUGCAUUAACAAUUAUGUGUUGUUUGUGCCUGGAUAUCAAUGUAUAUUCAAACAGAUCAGAUUAUUAAAUGGAAUGAGAUGAAAAUGACCCUAAUCGAAUCACAGUGACUAAUGUGAUGAGCUCCAUUAUGCUAUAGCCCACUGAAGAAUAUAUGUUUAAUUGGAUUACUGUGAAUAAUAAUAUUUAAGUGGAUGUGGUUGGAUGUUCAAAUGUGGCAACAUUUGGCACUGUUACUUGUUAUGUGUUCAUGAGCGUUGGUAGAGAAGUGAUAUCUUGCCAUAGCACAGGGUGUUCAAGCCCUCAGAUUUAAUCAAAGUUUGUCCUGGCCUCGAUGGUCUAAGCUGUUGCCAACCCAUGAUAGAACCCUGUCCCUUGUGUGUGGAUGUUAAAUGUGUGUGGGGGAAAGUAUUUUUAAACUUUUAAGUAACUCCUGACUGACAGAAUGGCUGGAUUGACAGCAGCUAUACAGAGAGCUGACCUUGUUCCUCCACCUGACAUUUGCCCUAUAAUAGUCUACAAUAUGCCAUCCAAACUCAAAACAGAAUGCAAAGCAUGGGCUUCAGCCUUGCAGAGACAACUGGCUGGUAUCUACUUCUGGUUUCCAGUGGUUCAACUUCCUGUGAUAUUGUGGAACUCUCCAGUUAGAAUUAUAUCUCAAAUGCAUAUGAAGACUAGACAGACAGUUCCUCACAGAUAUAACAUUAAAAACUAUAAGCGGAAAGAAAAAACAUUCUCAAAAUGUAGAUAAAA